Messenger RNA from Priapulus caudatus, 1840 nucleotides. RefSeq names its product proliferating cell nuclear antigen-like. Gene Ontology annotation, biological process: mismatch repair; regulation of DNA replication; leading strand elongation. Gene Ontology annotation, cellular component: PCNA complex. Gene Ontology annotation, molecular function: DNA binding; DNA polymerase processivity factor activity. The record is from RefSeq and is a predicted model, not a curated record. The transcript is spliced from 7 exons. The coding region runs from base 190 to 975 and encodes 261 amino acids. Lineage: Eukaryota; Metazoa; Priapulida; Priapulimorpha; Priapulimorphida; Priapulidae.
GCGCGAAAUUGACCAAGUGGCGCGAAAUUAUCAUUCUCUCCCUCAGUGAGUGUAGUUCUACGUCGAUUCUUCAAUCGUCAGCAAUCCUUUGUAUUUUCGUUGGCUUUUUAGCGUACAAAGUUUAAUACUACGUAAAGUAACCUCUACUGUGUGGACUCGAAUUGUUAGUUUUUCCACAAACCUGCAAAAAUGUUUGAAGCAAGACUUGUACAAGGUUCACUUCUAAAGAAGAUUUUGGAGGCGACAAAGGACCUUCUUACAGAGGCAACAUUCGAUUGCAGUAGCACAGGCAUGAGCUUACAAGCCAUGGAUAGUUCCCACGUGUCCCUCGUGUCUCUCAUGCUGAGGAGUGAUGGAUUUGACGCCUACAGAUGCGAUCGAAACCUUUCGAUGGGAAUCAACCUGACUAGUAUGACAAAGAUCAUCAAGUGCUCGAGUAAUGACGAUGUAGUUACGAUCAAGGCGGAUGACAACAACCCUGACACCGUCACGUUUAUGUUUGAAUCUCCGAAUCAGGAAAAGGUUUCAGACUUUGAAAUGAAGCUGAUGGAUUUGGACACUGAACAUCUUGGUAUUCCCGAGACUGACUACAGCGUUGUGGUGAAGAUGCCGGCCCAGGAGUUCCAGAGGGUUUGUCGAGACAUGAGUCAGAUCGGAGAGUCCGUCACCAUCUGCUGUACGAAGGACGGAAUCAGAUUCUCAGCCUCUGGCGAUCUUGGCACCGGUAACAUAAAGAUCGCUCAGAGCGCCAACGUUGACAAGGAAGAGGAGGCGGUGGUCAUCGAGAUGCAGGAGGCCGUGACCUUGACCUUUGCCCUCCGCUACCUGAACUUCUUCACGCGUGCGACGAGUCUAUCGGGUCAGGUCAGCCUGUCGAUGUCCCCGGAGGUUCCGCUUGUGGUCGAGUACAAGAUUGCAGACAUGGGAUACAUGCGCUACUACCUCGCUCCCAAGAUUGAGGACGACAAGGACUGAGAAGCUGUGGCGACGAAGCAACAACGGAGCAUUCCUAUGAAUAAACGGCAGUAAUGGUGCGAGUCGUCUGUGACGGUGAAGCUGGCAACAGCAGAGGCGUGUUCAGGAGAGCGAACGCUGGCGAGCCCUCGCCUUCUGAACGACACUGCGCGAGCGAGCGCGAGCGAGCGCGCAGACUCCAAAGGCUGUUCGCGCAGGGCGCGAGUUGUUUAGAAGAUGGCGUCGGGCAAUCUGGCGAAUGGGAAUCAAACAUUUCUGACUUCAAUUUGCAAUCUAUUUCAACUUCAUUUCAUUUUUCAUUUAUUCAUUUACUUCUAAAUUCAAUUCGUAUCAAUUUCGUCUGCUAAUUCGUUUUAACAGUACUUGUUCGAAGACAUUAAAAUCUCACGAUUAAAAUCUGCUGAGUAACCCUCCAUGGGGGCCGCCAUCUUGGAUAAAGCCAGCGCACAGCGAGCGCUCGUGUGUCGCUCAAGGGGCGCUGCGUUCGUGCAUCGAGCGCACGCUCUGUUGAACACGCCUCAGGGCAUUCCUAUAAAUAAUCGUCUGUAGUCGUGCGCGUUGUCGUGUCGCCCUCUAGCGAGCGAGACACUGUCUAUUUGAGUUUGUUUGAGUCUGGUGAGUUAUUGAAGUCUAUUUGAGUUUUACGUGGAAACGUAUCAUGUGUGCAAAACGUUUUCGGCGAUCUUCAUUGCCAGGCAACUAUAAAUUUACGAGACGAAAACGAGCACCAAAAUCUCACAAGGUUACAAGAGUUUGCUUGUACGAAACAUGUAUGAUGAAGUUCAGAGGAUGGAGACAUCGUGUGUAUAUAUAUCUAUGGUUCAUGUGACAAUAAUAACAGUACUUUUUCACAGUAAAAACAAAA